This is a messenger RNA of Symsagittifera roscoffensis, 692 nucleotides long. Its product is annotated as ATP synthase subunit s, mitochondrial-like. The record is from RefSeq and is a predicted model, not a curated record. Lineage: Eukaryota; Metazoa; Xenacoelomorpha; Acoela; Convolutidae. The coding region runs from base 13 to 603 and encodes 196 amino acids. The transcript has 3 exons.
CAUGGUUUUAUUAUGGUGUUCAAUGUGUGGCGCAGAAAUAUUUCAUUUUCCUACGUCUACUGGAUAUUCAACCGAGUAGACAAAAAGCGUAUAAACGAAGUGGGAAGAGAUAUAGCAUGUGCCGAGUGGCUUCUUAGGAACAGUGCCUACGUCAGGUUCAAAGGGAGGCCCAAACUGGUGACAGGGUAUUACGAGAUACCGACUGGAAGGGACCUGAGGUUGUCUGAGAUCCAUGCAGUCAAUUCAGGAAUCACUAUUGAUGGAUUUCCGUACUUGAAAGGCCUGGAAGCCGUGGAAAAGAUAUUUUUGAUCAAUUCGAAAAUGAUUGACAACAACUGUAUUGACUCUCUCAAAUUCAUAUCAGCAUCUCUAAAACACGUGGAGAUUGAGAGAUGCCCUGACGUAACUUCAAAAGGAGUGCUAUCGCUAGCUCGACUGAAGAACCUCAAAUACCUCCGUCUUCAUAAAUUGGAAGGAGUUACAAGCGAAGAGUGGACUCAGUUGAAAGACAAUUCGAAAAAAGUGUUUCCGAAUGUUGAGACAGUUUUUGAUGCUGCGAAGCACAUUGAAGCGGAAAAUGCUCUUCCUCCUCCUGGAACUUAAAUCACUUUUCGUCAUAAUUUUUGUGGCAUAUUCAAGAAUGAUGUUUAAUAAAAUUGGCCGAGACACAGAUGAUUGAAAUUUUUGAUUUA